UUCACCACGCCGGCCUCUGCUCGCCUCCGCAGUCCCCAAAUCCCACCACCUCCCCUCCCUUUCUCCGCAGAGCCGAGCUAGGGUUUGGCGGAACGAGGACAAUGGCGACGAUCGGAGGCUGCGGCGGCGACGACUCGGCCGCCGGCGAGUGGGCCACUGUCACCCGCUCCGGGCGCUCCAGCCCGGCGGGGCGCUACCCCAACACCACCACCCCCGUCCCCGCCCCGGCCGCUCCCCGCCGCCACGCGCCGACGCCUGCUGAGCUCGUCAAGGCCUUCGCCGGGCUCGAGAUCAAGGCCGACGAGGCGGGCCGCUACCCCAACACCACCACUCCCACCCCCGCCCGGGCCGCUCCCCGCCGCCACGCGCCGACGGCUGCUGAGGUCGUCAAGGCCAUCGCCGGGCUCGAGAUCAAGGCCGAGGAGGCGGGCCGCGGCAGGCCGGACAAGGACGACAUCCACCUGGAGGUGCGCGGCGAGGGCGCGCCCCUGCAGGCGGACGGCUUCGAGCAGGCCGGGCUCGUCGAGGCCGUGCUCCGCAACGUCGCGCGCUGCGGCUACGACAGCCCCACCGAAGUGCAGCGCGACUCCAUGCCCAUCGUGCUGCACGGGAGUGACCCCAUGGCGUGCGCCCAGACCGGGUCGGCGAUGCCGGCCGCCUUCUGCCUCCCGAUGGCGAGCGGACUCGUGGCGGCGGCGGGAGGGGGCCGCGGCGACGUCUACCACGACUACAGCCGCGCCGCCAGGCCGCGCGCCCCCCUUCUAGCGCCCACCCCAGAGCUCGCCCCGCAGAUUAUCGUCAAGAACCUCACUGGCAAGACCAUCACCCUGGAGGUCGAGUUUUCUGACUCAACCCCCGCCCCCGCCCCGGCUGCUCCCCGCCGCCAUGCGCCGACGGCUGCUGAGGUCAUCAAGGCCUUCGCCGGGCUCGAGAUCAAGGCCGAGGAGGCGGGCCGCGGCAGGCCGGACAAGGACCACAUCCACGUGGAGGUGCGCGGCGAGGGCGCGCCGGACGGCUUCGAGCAGGCCGGGCUCGUCGACGCCGUGCUCCGCAACGUCGCGCGCUGCGGCUACGACAGCCUCACCCAAGUGCGGCGCGACUCCAUGCCCAUCGUGCUGCACGGGAGGGACCCCAUGGCGUGCGCCCAGACCGGGUCGGCGAUGCCGGCCGCCUUCUGCCUCCCGAUGGCGAGCGGACUCGUGGCGGCGGCGGGAGGGGGCUGCGGCGACGUCUACCACGACUACAGCCGCGCCGCCAGGUCGCGCGCCCCCCUUCUAGCGCCCACCCCAGAGCUCGCCCCGCAGAUUAUCGUCAAGACCCUCACUGGCAAGACCAUCACCUUGGAGGUCGAGUUUUCUGAAUCAAUUGGCAACAUAAAGGCCAAGAUCCAUGACAAGGAAGGAAUCAAUCCGGACCAGCAACACCUCAUUUUUGCUGGCAAGCAGCUUGAGGAUGGGUAUACCCUGGCAUACUACAAUAUCCAGAUGGAGUCCACUGUUUACCUGGUGCUCUCUCUCAGUGGUGGCCAGACUGAAGAUGAUGAGGUCCUCUUCUACAAAGCUUUCUGCCCCCUGUGGAAAGCAAGAUCUGCACGAAAAAUCAUAUGUGAAUUAUGUUACAAGAUGAGGAACAAACCUUCUGAAGUCCCUGCAAAGAAAGACGCGGUUAUUUUUCAUAUUAAUAAAGUCCACAAGAACACACCACUGAACUUCGCCUGUGAUAGAUGUCACCUUCGCUUUAUGUCAAAAGGAGAGAGAGACAAGCACCAUCUAUUUGUGCACGAAAAGGACGAUGGUUGGUGGGAUUAAAUGUCAGCGACCACGGAUGGUGAAAUGGUUCCAUUGCCAUGAUGAAGGAUUUUUGGAUGAAGUGCUUAGCCAUCAUUUUCUUCUGAUCUGAUAUUCAGAUUUGUUCCAUUUAACUUCUUGUGGUGUGAUAUUGUGUUCUGGAUAUUACUUAACUCUAUGGCUUCAAUGACGUAAAAAUGACCUGCUUAUUCUGAUGUUCUGCAAUUAUUGUUACUUCAUUCCAUCAUCUCCAUCUGUCAAACACUUAGAUGUGGUUUGUAAUCGAACAUAGUUUGUGUUGAAAAUGGUACUAUGUCCUCCA
Messenger RNA from Lolium perenne, 2109 nucleotides. RefSeq lists its product as uncharacterized. Gene Ontology annotation, molecular function: protein binding; RNA helicase activity. NCBI's taxonomy places the organism in Eukaryota, Viridiplantae, Streptophyta, Magnoliopsida, Poales, Poaceae. The record is from RefSeq and is a predicted model, not a curated record.